CAGUAGCACAUGGCGGUGAGCUAUGGAGGGAUCGCUGCUCACCACCUAGAGAGCGAUCUGGUUGCGCGGAGACAAUUUUUGAAUGUGGGGGGUGGAAGCUUCAAUAUUGAUUAGCUUGGAUUAAAUCUCAUAUUUCAUUCCCCGGUUGUAUUUUGAAGGGGUAACCGGUAUCUCAUGGGAGUAGUUAUUUUGUGAUCUAUAGGAUCUAUUUGUGGAUCGUAUGCCAUGUCUGGUUUUAGGUGAAGAAAGAAAGACAGAGGGAGAGAGAAGAAGAAGAAGAAGAAGAGUGGAAAAAAUUUUGAACAUGAAUAACAGAGGGUGCGGUUGGGGUGCAUGUCAGACAAGACACAGGUUACUGCUUUGAUUUCUAGAAGAAGAGUUUGAGUACCAUGAUGAACAUGACCUCCGGCAUGUGUUGCAAAAAUCACCUCAUUCAUGUCUGUCAUGGGGACAUGCAGAAAAUGCCCUUUGGCUCUGUUCCACCUCUUCUUGGUGUGGUUGAUUUUUCAGCAAUUUCUGGAAGUAUUCGAUCUAAUCAAAGAUGGAGAUCUACAAAGACAGCUGUUGCAGCUGAUUUGCACCUCCCUAUGCGGAGCCUUGAAGUUAAAAACAGGACUUCUGUGGAUGACAUUGUGAAGCUUAGACUGAUCACAGCCAUUAAGACACCAUAUUUGCCUGAUGGGAGAUUUGACUUAGAAGCUUAUGACUCUUUAAUGAACAUGCAGAUAGCAAAUGGCACCGAGGGUGUUAUAGUUGGGGGAACAACAGGUGAAGGACAUCUCAUGAGUUGGGAUGAACACAUUAUGUUGAUUGCCCAUACUGUUAAUUGGUUUGGUGGGUCAAUCAAAGUGAUUGGGAAUACUGGUAGCAACUCAACAAAAGAAGCAAUCCACGCAACAGAACAGGGCUUUGCUGUUGGAAUGCAUGCUGCUCUUCACAUCAACCCUUACUAUGGGAAGACAUCUAUGCAGGGCCUGGUUUCUCAUUUUGAAAGUGUUCUUUCCAUGGGGCCAACCAUCAUCUACAAUGUGCCUUCAAGGACCGGUCAAGAUAUUCCUCCUGAUGUGAUCAAUGUGCUUGCAAAGCAAGAUAACAUGGCAGGAGUUAAAGAGUGUGUGGGCAACAAUCGCAUUAAGCAGUACACAGACAAGGGCAUGUGCAUUUGGAGUGGUAAUGAUGACGAGUGCCACGACGCAAGGUGGGAAUUCGGUGCUACUGGAGUUAUUUCAGUUACCAGCAAUCUGGUGCCUGCUCUGAUCCAUGCGCUCAUGUUCCAGGGAAAGAAUGAAGAUCUCAAAAAGAAGCUUUUACCAUUGAUGAAGUGGCUAUUCAGUGAGCCCAACCCAAUUGCCCUUAAUACCGCUCUUGCACAGUUGGGUGUGAUUAGGCCUGUUUUUAGGCUACCUUACGUACCCCUUCCUCUGUCUAAAAGGUUAGAAUUUGUCAAUAUAGUCCAGGAUCUUGGAAGAGAGAAUUUCAUAGGGGAGAGAGAUGUUCAGCUUCUUGAUGAUGAAGAUUUUAUUUUGGUUGGUAGAUACUGAUCAUUGUGGAUUGGAUGAGGCUAAUGUUAUAUGGUCUUUGCUGAGUCUUGUGUAUGUGAGCAUAACCAGAUACAGAAGAAUUUUUCAGUUUUCCUUUCUAUGCUAUGCUGUUAUUAUGUAGUC
Nymphaea colorata (pocket water lily) is the source of this 1664-nucleotide messenger RNA. Its product is annotated as 4-hydroxy-tetrahydrodipicolinate synthase, chloroplastic-like. Bases 390 to 1541 code for a protein of 383 amino acids. Lineage: Eukaryota; Viridiplantae; Streptophyta; Magnoliopsida; Nymphaeales; Nymphaeaceae. The transcript has 5 exons. Gene Ontology annotation, molecular function: 4-hydroxy-tetrahydrodipicolinate synthase activity. The record is from RefSeq and is a predicted model, not a curated record.